Messenger RNA from Trichoderma asperellum CBS 433.97, 2415 nucleotides. RefSeq lists its product as uncharacterized. Gene Ontology annotation, molecular function: myosin binding. Gene Ontology annotation, cellular component: plasma membrane. Lineage: Eukaryota; Fungi; Ascomycota; Sordariomycetes; Hypocreales; Hypocreaceae. Gene Ontology annotation, biological process: cell-cell adhesion. The record is from RefSeq and is a predicted model, not a curated record.
UUGAGGUCCUCCCUGAAACCAAACUGUAGGCGAGCGCGCGGAAGCAAGACACAGCAGCACGGGGAAGCAAGAGACAAAACAGCCCUCGAAACGAGCGCAAGGAAUCAGACCAAACAAAACAAAACAAAACAACAGCCAGUUGCUACAGCAUACUACGAGCAGGGCGGCGGCGCAUACUGUGGCAUCGUUCAUAUCUCCCCCGUCGCAUUCCUGUCCUGCCCAGCUUGCUGCGGGCUCCAUGGCUCUGCGUGUCCCUUCGUUGUUGCUGUCCAACCUCGAAAGUCGCUUAUGAAAAUUGCUGAUGGAGCCCGUGGUGUACGAAGAAACGCCUCUAGCCGACUACCUCAGAGAUGGAGGUAAUAUGUCGGAGGCAGAAUGGGCUCCCAUGGACGGUACUCCUGAUUUCCAGUCGUCGAUAGCAUCCUCGCCUCCUGCGAGCCCGACUCCCUUCGCGCCGACCGGUCGCCCCUUGGUGAGGGCACGAUUCCGUAAUGCCAGCAAGCUAGAGCUUGCUGAGGAGCCACAGGCGGCGCAGCCUCUGACGCUGCAGUCGCUUAAGAAAAGCUGCUCUGCCCUCCUCGCCGCUAGCCUCGAUAGUGCAGACAACUCCCGGUUCCUCGAACAAUUUAGAUAUACAAUCAUUGCUUCUCAGCUCCUGAAUGGCCAUUUACUACUUGGGAACCGUCCCCCAGCCCUGAAAACGCCGGGUUCGACCACAAACACCAAUGACCAAUCUCUCCUCUCGACCGAAGGUAUUAUAGUAUCCGUCGUCGGAGCGCUAGCUCUCGCAGUCUUCCUAAGCUGGGCACUGAGUAGUGCGCCAUCGCAUGUGACGAAACGACGCCUAAUUCUGGUGCUUAUUAUUGCUGCAGCGGCCGCGCUGGUAGGACAAGUUUUUGUGCGACGACAGUGGCUUCGCUACCGCAGAGAGCAAUCCCUGGCUGAAAUCUCCACAUUCAUCUCGAAUUCGCAGAACUUUGAUAGUGCAACUGAGGCCGCGCUCUCUCUCGUACAGGAAGUAGAGCUUGUUUCUCGAGGCUACCGAAUUAGCCUACCUCUUCCACCAGUUAGCCGAAUCGAAGAGCGCACCCAAAACAGAAAAUGCGGUCGGCUACGAAAGGCGCUCAAAAACUCGUUUGCUGGCGUUUUGCAAACGUACAACCAGGUGUCUGAUGUUGUCAGGGGCUUUGCUGAGCAAAUGGAGCUGGAAAAGUACUAUGACAUGUACGACGUUAGCGAUUUCGACAUUUCGGAUUCGCGCCUGGGAUUCAACGAAUCUGAAUUUGAAGAUUCGGAGUCUCUGAGGACACUAAAGAUUCUUGCUGCCCGGUUUCAUACCACGCGAAAGAUGCUUCUCUGCGCUCUGUUGGCGCUGGAUGCGAAUGGAGAAGCCAAGGAUUUGCUGCGCUGGACGGCUGCAGUCGAGGCGCUACAAAGCGCUAAUGUCUCGACCAAGUCUGUAUUUGAGAAGCUGCAGGGGAUAUUAAGCGAGGAAGAAUCAUUCCCCUUGCCACCUACCCCAUCGCUGCCUCUAACACCAGGCAAAGAGCGAUGGCGCUCCCAGGUUCGCAAGCUCAAUUCCAUGUCAACUGGAAUCCGAGGCCUGCAAGCCAAACUCCAUCUACUGCGGGAAGAAUCUGAUAGAGCGCUAGACGAUUCCAAUGACAUUUCUGAAAUAGGACCCAACCUUAUGUCGCAGUACGACUCCAUUGGAGUAGACCUCAAAAUGCUCAUGGCAGCAUGGGAGGAAGGCAGAGCCGCUCUAGCCCAAGGCAUUGAUAGGACCGAGAAGAGGCUUUCAUCAAUAAGCACGCUACUAUCACCUGCAAGCUCUCUAAGUGGACUCACAACCAUAGGCGAGGGAGGCGCGGCAGAGGCUUUCAAGGCUCUCACUGGUGAAUCCCCGCCGGCAUCAGAUAUCAAUGACGCUGAAGAGGACCAGGAGAUUUUUGAGGCGGUAGCCAAGCCGCGACCUCGAAGCAUGCUAACGCGAGAGGAGAGAAUUGCAAAGGUUAAGGAAGAGAGGGAGCAGAGAGCGGCAGCUCGACAGCAGCUGGAGGCUACAAAAGGCAUGCUGAGAGAGCUGGAAACAGUAAUCAGCCUACGACCUCAAAAGCGAGCCAGUGCUCCACCCGGAGCACGCAUCUCCAUGUGAGCUCUGAUUCACGAGUCUCGACGAUAAUCAUCAUUUCCUCAACUGUUUUUUUGUCUGUCUUUCAUGCAACAUCCACAGGCGCACGGCAGCAUCACAUCUCUCAUUUAGAUAUUUCUUUCUUUCUUUGUUGAUCUGUCACUGGUUUUUUUGGUUCGUUCACUCUCUCUUUUGUUUCAUACUAUGGGGUAAGACACGGUACAACGGCUAUGGGGUUUGUGGCGAUGGGCUGUUUGCGUUUUUUUUUCCCCCAUCGAUUGUUU